AUGACUCCCUUUCAGGCCCUCUAUGGAUACAAACCUUCACAACUCACGUUAUCCCCUACACAGACACUAGUUGCUGCAGUGGAGGAUUGGUCCAGCGAAAGAGUGAACUGGAAUGCGUUACUCAGGGAGAACUUGUUGCAAGCACAGAAUAGAAUGAAGCAACUGACAGAUAAGGGCAGGACAGAUAGGACAUUUGAGGAGGGAGAUUGGGUGUACCUGAAGCUACAACCGUAUAGACAAUCCUCUGUGGCUUUGAGAAGGAACCUAAAAUUAUCUGCCAGGUAUUACGGACCCUAUCAGGUUGAACAGAAGGUGGGAUCCGUGGCCUAUAGACUGAAGUUGCCAGAUGGAUGCUCAGUGCACCCUGUGUUCCAUGUUUCUCUUCUCAAGAAAUCUGUCAAUGGGAGCCAAAUACAUCCUACACCUCCGGAGGCAACUGCGGAAGGAGAGUUCAAGGUAGCUCCUAAGGCCAUUCUGGACAGGAGAGACAUUUACAGGAGGGGUCAAGAGGUUGAGCAAGUGUUGAUUGAAUGGGAGAAUUUGAAUAAGGAUGACUCCACUUGGGAAGAUUGGUCCUUUAUUCGAGUGCAAUUUCCAGAAUUGAAUCCUAGGGACUAG
Messenger RNA from Coffea eugenioides, 618 nucleotides. RefSeq lists its product as uncharacterized. The transcript has a single exon. NCBI's taxonomy places the organism in Eukaryota, Viridiplantae, Streptophyta, Magnoliopsida, Gentianales, Rubiaceae. The record is from RefSeq and is a predicted model, not a curated record. The coding region runs from base 1 to 618 and encodes 205 amino acids.